AUGUCUACCUGCGUUGUGCCAAAGGCCCUGUGUAUAUUUUGGUUCAAUUUGAAAGGCAUUGCUAUGGCUGGCUGCUUCAUCCAGACGUUCUUCCUUGACAUGUUUUCUGUUAUGUACUCAGCCAUCCUUGUGACAAUGGCCUUUGAUCGCUACGUUGCCAUCUGCCACCCUCUGAGAUACACCACCAUCCUCAGCAACACACGGAUUGCUAUGUUAGCGCUUGUGGGUUUGGGCAGAGCUGUUCUCUUUGUUUUUCCUGAGCCUCUGCUCCUGAGCAGGCUGCCGUUCUGUGCCAACCGCCUCAUCCCCAACACAUACUGUGACCACAUGGCUGUGGCAAAGACAUCAUGUGGGGACAUCACAGUCAACAGGGUUUAUGGCUUGGUCAUAGUCUUUGUAGUCAUUGAAUUAGAUGUGACGCUCAUUGCUCUGUCCUACAGUCUGAUCAUCAGGUCUGUCUUCCAAUUGUCCUCCAAAAAAGCCCACCGGAAAGCCCUCAACACCUGCACGGCCCAUGUCUGUGUGAUGCUGAUUUCAUAUUGUUCCUGCCUCUUCUCCAGCCUGACACAUCGGUUUGGUCAGGGCAUCGCUCCGCAUGUUCACAUCAUCUUGGACAACCUCUAUAUCACCGUCCCCCCCAUGCUCAAUCCUAUCAUAUAUGGGGUCAAAACUAAAGAGCUUCGGGACAAAGUGGGCAAAUUCACCUGGAGAAUGUGA
Messenger RNA from Pelodiscus sinensis (Chinese soft-shelled turtle), 717 nucleotides. RefSeq names its product olfactory receptor 52E4-like. Gene Ontology annotation, molecular function: olfactory receptor activity; G protein-coupled receptor activity. The record is from RefSeq and is a predicted model, not a curated record. Gene Ontology annotation, biological process: G protein-coupled receptor signaling pathway. Lineage: Eukaryota; Metazoa; Chordata; Testudines; Trionychidae. Gene Ontology annotation, cellular component: plasma membrane.